Rhagoletis zephyria (snowberry fruit fly) is the source of this 1440-nucleotide messenger RNA. Lineage: Eukaryota; Metazoa; Arthropoda; Insecta; Diptera; Tephritidae. The record is from RefSeq and is a predicted model, not a curated record.
AUGGCUGGGGCGCUCUACUGGCAUCCAUGCUCAUCGUCAACAUACGCACCAGCUGCUAGAGGAAACAGUGAUGACUUUGUGCCUGCCUCAGUUGACCCCAACAAAACUUCCAUUGUCGACUUUGGAAGCAAUGGAAAGGUGACGGUGACUAUGCCCAACCUCGAGGGGUCGGGCACAGGUCGGGAAUCAGUGUACCAGGGCAUGCGAAAGCCUCAUCAGAAGGAGUGUGUGCUCAUCUUUAAUCCGGACACAGGGGAAUUUGUUCUUGAGAAGCUAAACACUUCGAUGAUUGUUAAGAAAGCCCGUUUACGGCAGGACGACUCUUCCGGCAAACCACUGAACACUGUCUCUAAUAACCAGAAACCCACUUUGUCCAAUGGCUCAUCAUCUUCAGGACCCUCUUCCAGUCAGGCCAAAAGCUCAACUCACAAUGAUAAAGCCAAGUCAUCAACGCUCAAAUCAACAACUUCGGGUCUGAACAUGCCUACAGUGGGCAGUGCUACUGCUUCAAAGUUGUCCAACAAAACCUCGCCACCUCUACCGUCUACCAGUACUGGACUGACUGCACCUAGGGCGAACGGUUUUAGACAGAAAACGCCCAGCCCUCCUUCGAUGCCAAUAUUCUCUGUCAAUAAGGGUUCCCUUCUGCACACCAAUGGAACUCCAGCGACCAGUGGCAGAUCAUCGGACAGUAGUCAGGACUGGAAUGGUAGCAGCGGCAAGUCCAAAGAGCAACAGGCAUCAUCAGUUGCUAAAUUAAGUCAUAAAAGCGGAGCAAAGCAUUCAUCGUCCAAUCGAAAUCUCUCGGAGGACUCGUCCAGUGAUUCGGAUGCUAAUUCUGACGAUGAGAGCGAUUCGAGUAGUCAAAGCAGUGAUAGCAGCAGUGAUGACGAGGAAAUGCGGCCAGUUUCCAUGAGCACAGAGCUUUCCACUUCGAAGCAGGCGGUUAACGGGGGCACUACUAAUGCACUCUCUAUGCCCUCUAUCUUGCCGAGCAUAUCCAUGCCAACUGCAUUGGCACUUCCUUCUGCCUCACUGGACUCGACUUCUCCGAACAUGCAAUUGCACUCGUCUUCUUCCAACCAUGCCAAAUCUCCCAUCUCUGAAUUGAGUAGAAAAGCUCCAGAGGCGUCGGCUCUUUCCUUGUCGCUUUCUGAAGACUCGGAUGACUCGUCAGAUGAUGAGGCUGAAAUGACACGUCCCGGGCCGACUCAACUAAACGGAAGCGAUCAGCAGCAGAGGAAAACUUUGCCCAAAAGUGGAUCGCCACUAGAGUCGACAUCAAAGUGUUCACCAUUCGACUCUAUGCCCAAGUUUCUCAAUAAUGGCUCUGCUCCUAGCGCACCUUCCACCUUUCCUCCAAUUCCCAAAGUCACUUACAGUCAAUUAAGUCAAGACUUGCAACUCAGUGAAUCUGGUAGUGAUAGUGAUGACGACUGA